UCAACCCACUGUGGGAUCAAAAGAUUUGCCUUUAGUCCUCGGCGGGUUUUCUUCAAACCUUCGCGAAGAGCUCACUGACACUUCUUCAUCGUCCUCUAAAUUAACGACCAUCUGAAACUCUGUAUACGUUACUUAAUUUUCCCGGUUGUUUAUCAAUUCUCUCUUCCUUCUCUUCUUCCAGUUAAUAUGAGCUUUCUUAAUGUUCACUCUCAGUAUUUCCCUAAUUCCCAAAUAUCUUUAUUUUCAACUACAACUACUCUUUAUCUAUCUAAAAUACCCAAAUCUUUUCACCCUCUAAACAAUGUCUUCUCUACAACAACAACAACUUCUGCCUCAUCUUCAUAUUCAUCAUCUUCUUAUUCAAUUAAUUUACUACCUAAAUGUGUAUUUGAAGGAAGAAGAAGAAGAAAACCUAGUAAGGUUUCAUCAAAUCGGGAUACUCCAAUUUGGGGUGGUAAUGGUGAAUUAGAUAGUUUUGAAGUUUCUAGAAAACUUGAUGAUUUAGCAAUUGAUGGAGUUGUUUAUAAAAAAACUUUGAGACUUGUCGAGUCUUCUAUGUUUGCUGCUGUUGCUGGAUUAGCUUAUUUCUUGAGCAAUUCUCUUGCAAUUGAGAACUAUUUUGGUUGUUUCUUCUCUUUGCCAAUUGUAAUCUCUUCUAUAAGAUGGGAUCUUGCAGCUGGUAGGAAAACUAUGGUGGCAACUGCCAUGCUAUUACUUACCUUGUCAGGUCCAGUAAAGGCUUUAACCUAUUUGCUCAUGCAUGGAUUGGUUGGCCUUGCCAUGGGUUCUUUGUGGAGGUUGAGGGCUAAUUGGGGUCUCUCCAUUGCUCUGUGCACAUUUGUUAGAGCUAUGGGUGCAAUGGGGUAUGUUCUAAUAUCCUCAUUCUUGAUAAGAGAAAACAUACUAUCUCUGAUCACCAUAAACAUUCACGCUUCUCUCACUUACAUUCUUACCGCCAUAGGUGUAAAUACAAUCCCAUCGAUGUAUACAAUAUAUGCCAUAUUUGGCACCGUGCUUUUACUCAACUGCGUAUUCUUUGUAUUCUUGCUACACAUUCUUUAUGCUGUGUUCCUGUCCAGGCUUGGGAUGAAGGCUUCUUUGUCACUGCCUAAAUGGGCAAAAGCAAUUUGAAGAUCAUCGGAUUCUCAAUAACUCAACUGUUGUUGUUUAAACUUGUGUCUGUACUUAUUCUUCUUAUGCUGUUUCAAGACGCCACAUUUGAUGGCCUUUCCCAUCAAUUUUAUCACCCUUUUCCUUAACUUUACAACUCCUCAGCCAGCAACCUGAAGACACCAAUCCUGACCAAAGAUAUGGAUGAGGAACCAAGAACAGAGACAUCCACCCAAUAUUAGAAUAAAUUUUGAUGGUUAUGAUUUAUGUAACGGUGAAUUUUACUCAUGGUGAAUUUGUGCAUCACUUCAUAAUUUUGCCUAGGGGACCGUUCAUGCAGGAAACAUAAUUAAUUUAGAAUGAAUCAUUUGAAUUGUAGCAA
Papaver somniferum (opium poppy) is the source of this 1492-nucleotide messenger RNA. RefSeq lists its product as uncharacterized. The transcript has 8 exons. NCBI's taxonomy places the organism in Eukaryota, Viridiplantae, Streptophyta, Magnoliopsida, Ranunculales, Papaveraceae. The record is from RefSeq and is a predicted model, not a curated record. Bases 187 to 1131 code for a protein of 314 amino acids.